GACCAACCUUACGAAAGUAUUACUUACAGAAGGUAUACUUAGCUAAGAACGUAUCGGGAAACAUGCUGAAACGUUAAGGUACAAGCUUAAGUUAUAACUUACGAACGACGUAGCGUUAAGAAGGCUUCGGGAAACGCAGCCCUGAUAAGAGCUUACGUGCUCUGAAGUUUCGUUUCGAAUGGAACUCUGGUAUUUGAUGUCUGACCACAACUUGUGACCACAGACGUCACCAAAUCAACCAAAAACGAAACCUACGGGUAUACACUUUAAAACUACGAAAAGCUUGGUUUCAUACGUUAUCUCCAUGUCCGUGAAAAGAAACUUAUUGUGCAUGAUGGCUUUGUUGAAGCUGAGCUCUGAGCAACAGGACAAUACGGUGUCCAAGAACUUCUCCACGGUGCCCAGCGUCAGUCUUCCAGCUUCCCCAGCAAGGACUUUAGUCCUGUAGUCCGAUGUGAAUAUAAGGCCGAAUGUUUCAGAAUCGAAACCGAGCUGAAACAUCAGCAACUCUCCGCGUUCCCUUAACUCAUUCUAGCAACAGCAGAGAAACGACAAUGUCAGGACAUGAAGACACCACGCAGACCCUGAGCACAAGGCGGCAGCUAUACGAGAGGGAUUUCCCUUUCUACAAACUGCCGGUGGAAGUUGGGUGUUUCUCCCUCGAUUCGGAGCGCACGUUUUACAAUGACGACAGGCAGCUGCGCUACUACGUGGAACCAGAGAAAAGUCCACAUUUCAAGUUGAGUGACGGUUACCCUGAGCGGUAUAUGAGGAGGAAUGAGGGGGUGAAGGAGGGAAUUGACCAUAUUCUGAGGUGGAUCUUGGCGAACAGAUCCAAGCUUGAGGUCUCCCAUGCCGCAGCGACCGGGUCAUCCCCAGCAUGUGAUUUGGGAGUUGAUUUCAUCACAUGGCGUGGUCACCUGACCAAGUUGCUCACCACACCUUACGAGACGAGGGAGGGCUGGAUGCUGGCGGUGACACGGCUACAGGGCACUCUGUACAUGAGCGAGGUGGAGACCGAGACUGCCCGCUGGGAUCGCGAGACCCGUUCAGAGAGGCACAAACAGAUGAUGUACUGGGGCCUCAAGUUUGAGCAGUACACCUGUGCAGCUGAGCCUGGGGACCGUCCGGAUGAGGGCGGUGUGGUCAACACCAACGAGGCAUUCUGCACGGUGGUGCGCACACGGCUAGCUGCUCACCGGCUUCUCUUUUCCGGGGAGGUGGACUGCCGGGACAGGGAUCCCCAAGCCCCGCCUGCCCCCGCUUGCUACCUGGAGCUCAAGACCUCUGCUGAAAUCCGCACCCCCAAGCAGCGCAGCAACUUUCACAGGUACAAGCUGUUGAAGUGGUGGGCACAGUCUUUCCUUCCUGGAGUCCCCCGAAUCAUCGCUGGUUUCCGUGACAAUGACGGAGUGGUGGUCUCUGUGGAGACCUACCAGACCUCAAAAAUAUCCCAGCUAAUAAAGAAUGAAUAUAACUGCUGGAAUCCAACCGUCUGCAUGAACUUCUGCUCUGACUUCCUGUCUUUUGCCAGGAGUGUGGUGAGGGAGGACAACCCCAGGAAGUUUCCUGUUCUUCUCUCUCAGGGUGGUGUACCUCUUCUCCUGGGAGCCACACAGAGAAGUCUCCUACUCCAUCCACAGGGAUACGCAGUACUGCUUCCUGCCUGAUUGGUAUGUGAGUGAAAUCACACACCCUCAGCAGGUAAAAUAGCUACAAAAACCCACAGGGGCACCGAAGACUGCAAUUCUUACAGCUGAGCUGACCCUUCGGUCGCAUGUGUAUCUAUCAACAGCGAAGUGGUAACCAUGGAAACUGCGGACACUCGUUCCUUCAAAUGUAAUCACAGGGGACGUGAUGAGCCCUAUCCUCGGAAAUUAAAAUAUUAAAAUGCAUGCUUUUAAAAUGUUUUUGUUCGUUCAAGAAAUAAAUUGUUGCUUACGUUCCAUCAA
Molecule: messenger RNA, 1952 nt
Organism: Conger conger (European conger)
Lineage: Eukaryota; Metazoa; Chordata; Actinopteri; Anguilliformes; Congridae
Product: decapping and exoribonuclease protein-like
Exons: 7
Coding region: 471-1670 (399 amino acids)
Biological process (GO): nuclear-transcribed mRNA catabolic process; NAD-cap decapping
Cellular component (GO): cytosol; nucleus
Molecular function (GO): mRNA 5'-diphosphatase activity
Source: RefSeq, a predicted model, not a curated record